AUGGUUGCCAUGUUGAAACAUUUUGCCAAAGGAAUUGCACCAGAUUCUCUAGAUGAUUACACACAAAUGGCAGCAUGCAUUAUCUACUUUUAUGCUAAGAAGUUUAUGGAUGCAAUUAUUUGGAUCUGUAAUGGUCGAUACAUGCGUCAACCCACCGCUCAAGAUACUGAGAGGAUUUUGGAAGAGAAUGAAGAUCGUGGGUUUCCUGGGGCGGUAGCUUCAUAUGAUAGAUGGAUAUGGCAUUCCUAUUUUGGGUUGGGUGGGCAUAAUAAUGAUUGUAAUGUCUUGCAUGCUUCGGGUUUGUUCGAUAUAGAACUUAAUGGUGCAUUACCUCCUUAUCAUUAUCAAAUCAAUGGAAGAAACUACAAUACGGGGUACUAUCUAGGAGAUGGAGCAUAUCAUAUGUAUGGUUGUCUUGUGCAAGCAUAUAAACCCGCCUCAAACAAUGUGGAAAGUCUUUUCAAUCAAUAUCAAGAAGCAAAAAGGAAAUACAUUGAACGUGCAUUUGGUGGUCUAAAGGGUAAGUUUGGUAUUAUAUUGAAACCAUGUCGUUAUUAUAAAAAAUCAGACAUGAAGGCAAUUAUGAGGGGGUGCUUGAUAAUGCACAAUAUGUGUGUUGAGAUGGAAUAUCGCAAUGAGGAUUGGGGGAUGAUCAUGGGACAAGAACCUCAACCGCCAAUUAAAGGAAAUAUAAGGCUACCUCCUCAAGUAUUUUACAAUCCGGCGCGUUGGGUGGAACUUCGCGAAGAACUCACUACACACAUUUGGCUACGACAUGGAGAUGGUUUGAGAUAUGGAGAUAUUCCGAACCUAGUAAUGGAUGAUGCCUUACCGGAAGUUCAUGAGGGUACAACCGACGUGGACACCGAUGAAGACCAAUAUGACCCUCAAGGAGAUGGAGCAUUUUAUGAGAAUGGAGAGUAA
Molecule: messenger RNA, 924 nt
Organism: Papaver somniferum (opium poppy)
Lineage: Eukaryota; Viridiplantae; Streptophyta; Magnoliopsida; Ranunculales; Papaveraceae
Exons: 2
Coding region: 1-924 (307 amino acids)
Source: RefSeq, a predicted model, not a curated record